Notolabrus celidotus (New Zealand spotty) is the source of this 2021-nucleotide messenger RNA. RefSeq names its product XK-related protein 6 (gene xkr6a). Gene Ontology annotation, biological process: engulfment of apoptotic cell; phosphatidylserine exposure on apoptotic cell surface; apoptotic process involved in development. Bases 1 to 1707 code for a protein of 568 amino acids. The record is from RefSeq and is a predicted model, not a curated record. The transcript is spliced from 4 exons. NCBI's taxonomy places the organism in Eukaryota, Metazoa, Chordata, Actinopteri, Labriformes, Labridae. Gene Ontology annotation, cellular component: plasma membrane.
AUGGCCGCGCAGUCGGACGGCAGUAAAGCCGGGGUCGGGUACAGCGGCAGCGGGUUCGCCCAGCUGUACGAUGUUGACGCUGAGGAGCCCAUGGACUCUGCCGCGAUCCACAUCUGUCAGUGCUGCCGCACCUCAGCCUGCUACUGGGGCUGCCGCUCUGCCUGCCUCGGCUCUCUGCUUGGAGGGGGCCAGCCUGCCGGAGGGGUCGGCAUACGGGAGACUCACUGCCCGCCCCGGGAGCAGCUGUGGUUGGACUGCCUCUGGAUCAUCCUCGCCCUCCUUGUCUUCUUCUGGGAUGUUGGCACAGACCUGUGCCUGGCCAUGGACUACUAUCAGAGGAAGGACUACCUUUGGUUUGGCCUCACUCUGUUCUUCGUGCUGGUGCCGUCGGUGCUGGUCCAGAUUCUAAGUUUCCGCUGGUUCGUUCAGGACUACACCGGAGGGGGGCUCGGGGAGGUAGAGGGGCUGACUAAGCGGGGCACAGUGGCUUUGGGGUGCCUGUAUCCCGGCAGAGACCGCCUACAGCUGGCCUCCAUCUGGCUGUGGCAAGUCACCAUUCACAUCCUCCAGCUGGGACAAGUGUGGAGGUACAUCAGAACGCUAUACCUCGGUAUCAUGUCGCGCCGCCAGAAGGAGCACCAACGGCGCUGGUACUGGGCCAUGAUGUUCGAGUACGCGGAUGUCAACAUGCUGCGACUGCUGGAGACGUUCCUGGAGUCUGCGCCACAGCUGGUCCUGCAGCUCUGCAUCAUGAUCCAGGAGAAUCGAGCCGAGACGCUGCAGUGUAUCUCCUCCCUUGGCUCCCUCCUGUCCCUCGCCUGGGUCUUGGCCUCGUACCACAAGCUCCUGCGAGACUCCCGCGACGACCAGCGCAGCAUGAGCUACCGCGGCGCGCUCCUCCACCUUUUCUGGCGCCUCUUCACCAUCUCGUCCCGCGUCCUCUCGCUCGCCCUCUUCGCCUCCCUCUUCCACAUCUACUUCGGCAUCUUCGUGGUGGUCCACUGGUGCGCCAUGGCGUUCUGGGUGGUGCACGGAGGCACCGACUUCUGCAUGUCCAAGUGGGAGGAGGUGCUGUUCAAUAUGGUGGUUGGCAUCGUCUACAUCUUCUGCUGGUUUAAUGUGAAGGAGGGGCGGACACGGUUUAGGAUGGUGACGUACUACACUGUGGUGCUGGCAGAGAACACCAUCCUCACCGGGCUGUGGUACGCCUACAGAGACCCGGUGUUAACAGACUCCUACGCCGUCCCAGCGCUGUGCAGCGUCUACCUGACGUUCGCCUGUGGCGUCCUCGUCAUGCUGCUGUACUACGGCUUCCUGCACCCGGCUACCGCUCACCUCCAGCCGAGCCCCGCCUCUUCCUGCUGCGCCCAACUGCUCUGGGGUCUCCCCCUCCCUCCGUCUGCCCCGGCCACGGCACCGCCCACGCCGGCCCACAUGACCAAGUCGCAGACGGAAGAGGAUGUGGCCGAGUCGUGUCUCCCCGUCUUCCAGGUGAGAUCGGCGCCCCCCAUCUCCAAACCGGAGGGCCCGCUAAUAAAGAUCGACAUGCCCAGGAAGCGUUACCCAGCAUGGGAUGCCCACUACGUAGACAGGCGCCUGCGGAGGACUAUAAACAUCCUGCAGUACAUAACGCCUGCUGCCGUGGGCAUCCGUUACCGCGACGGACCCUUACUGUAUGAACUGUUGCAGUACGAGUCCUCACUCUGACACAAACACAUAAGCACAUAUGCACCACCAAAAGACGUGUUUGUGUACACGGAUAGAAAAGAUUAAGAAACACAUUCUCACAUGCACAACUUGGCACUUGAUGUAAGCACACAGACACAAUAGCAAUCUGUCACACUUCUACAAGCACACCCCCCAAACACACACACAAACACACAAACACACACACUAAUACAGUCCUUGCGGGUACCUUUGACCUGUGAGUCCCAUGGCCAUGACUCAACAAGCUGCUUCAGCGCGAGUCCAUCUCUUUCUCUCUUCAUCCUUCUGUCUCUCUCUCUUUCCAAUCCCUCUGA